UAGUGCAAAGCUCGACGACGGAAAUGUAUAUUUGUCAAGAAUGCCGAUGAAUCAUAUAUCAGAUUGGAUGCUAGUCUUGACGAAAACAGUAAUGAUAUGGACACAACAGAAUCCAGUACACAUUUACCUGAGUCUAAUGUUCACCACCAGUUUAUUGGUCAGAACGAACUACAUACUACUCUUCACCAUGAUGGAACACAACAACAACAACAACAACAACAACAACAACUACAGCAACAACAGGAACAGCAACCUUUUACUAGAACAGAAAUCUUGGUGGAACAACUUACUGAAGGAUUGACAAGACUUGCAUUGCAUCAACAGGAAGAAAGGGAAGAUAAAACGAUAUCAUCUGGAUUUGCACCAUCAUCAGCAACAGUUGGUUCAUUCUUUACAUCAUCAUUCAUCUCAACCUCAAUGGCCAAUAGCAAUAAUAGCGACACUGCUUCCCCAUGGCGUAGUUACGGUGAUUUUGUUCGAUGGACACCCGAAGCAUAUCCACCUACAAAGUAUUCUGUUCCAUUGGAAAUGCCAAAUCAGUCGAUUCAAGAACAGUUGAUCAACGUAUUCUUCUCUCAAUGUUCUCAUCUUCUUCCUACUAUCUCAAGACGACUCUUUUAUGAUCAAUUGGAAAUAAAUGGUCCUUUGAUUACACCUCUAUUACUCAAUGUUAUGUAUGCUCAUGCAGCAAAAUACGACCAUUUAUGGGGACAACAAGGUAGUAAGAUAUUUUAUUCUCGAGCACGACAAUUAGUGGAUGAUUUUUUGGAUAUUCCUCGUAUGAGCACAGUAAUGGCACUUCUUUAUUUGGCGGCAUAUGAUGAUGGAACAAAAUCAAGUCGAUGUUGGAUGUAUACUGGUAUGGCGGUACGAAUGGCAAUGGCACUUGGACUGUACAAAGCAAACUAUUACAGCAACGAAAUGACUCAGUUUGAUGUAGAAUUACGUAAAAGAGUACUUUGGGCGUCUUACGUGAUGGAUCAGUUACAAAGCACUUUGAUGGAACGACCACCUAUGUUAACUUCAAACCUUAUUUCUUUGGAUCUACCUACUCCUUUACCUGAAGAUAAUGAUCAAGAACGUUUGGCUGUCUCUGCACUAUCUCAACUCUGUCGUUUGGUCAUGAUAUUGGAAAAAGUGGUCAAUUAUUUUGCAUCAAAGACUCUUUCUCAGCAACGUCAUCAUCAUCAACAACAACAACAACAACAGCAACGACAACAAAAAGAUAGAACAUGGAUAACAGGAUUAUCUACAACAACUUUGGAUGAUGAACAACAAAUCAUGACAUUUUUAGACGAAAUCAAAUAUUGGCAUAAUAGACUUCCGCACAAUCUUACAUGGUACGAUGACAACAUUUAUAACGAUAAUACUGGAAAUAAUGGAAAUGACAGUAAUCACUUCUCAUUACAUCAACAUCAACAUCGUUAUCGGCAUUCCAAUGGCGGUCAGCAUUGGGCAAUUGUCAACCUUCAUUUAUUAGCAUUUAUUUUGGAAUUAUCUAUACUCAUGUGCUAUCAACAACCAUCUAUCAUUACUGAAAGAGGCAAGUACCUGAUCAGAUCAAUAUCACAAUUGGUUUCUUGGACUCUUCAUCAACCUCAACUCCGGAUCUCCAUGACAUUGACUGCAUUCUCUGGAUUACUUUGUGCUUCGACAUUAUUGAAUCACUGUAUUUCAUCAUCAUUAGCAACAACAGAAAAAACAAAUAAUCACCAGGAAAAUGGCAACGAUAGUAUUGGAUCUACGACAAAUAUACUCUUUCGACAGUGUCUUAUGGACGUUCGACAAUGUUUACAAUAUAUACCAACCCACGAUAUUCAUCGAUUUUCACAUUUAGUAGAUACUGUUUUAUCAUCUUCCUCUACUAAUACAGCAACAACGACGAUACCUAUGGAUGCAGCAGCAGCAGCGGCAGUAGUAUCGGCAACAGGUGUAGUAGGUGGAGAUCAUGAUUUAGAUAUAUUAUCAACGGUAUCACCUUUGCAUGAUAGUAUUUAUCAACAGCAGCAACAACGACAACAACUUCAGCAUACGACAAAAAUGGGCAAUUAUUCCUCUUUGGUGAUGCCAAUGUAUGACAAACCAAACAAUUCACUCUUACAUGGUCCGGUUUCUCAACUAUUACAACCAAGUUCAACAGUAUGUGCAGCUACUCAUCAUCCAAUGAAAUCAACAUCGUCAUCAUCUUCUUCUCGGUCUUCAUUUGGUUUACCAUCAUUGACUUCAACUUUAUCCAAAAAUUGGAAUCAUACUAUUGAACCAGCGGAUUAUACUUUUGAAUUGAUCUCUGUGGCAGAUGAAUGGGCAAGAUCUCUGAAUUACGAAACACAACAACGAAUGGAUUGAAUAAGUUUAUCAAUAAUUUUAGAAGAUAGAAUAUAGUUUGUCUAUUUUAGAAUUUAGAAUAGUUUAUUGAUAAUAAAAUAUAUAUAUUUUGACUUUUU
Molecule: messenger RNA, 2444 nt
Organism: Halteromyces radiatus
Lineage: Eukaryota; Fungi; Mucoromycota; Mucoromycetes; Mucorales; Cunninghamellaceae
Product: fungal-specific transcription factor domain-containing protein
Exons: 2
Coding region: 97-2346 (749 amino acids)
Biological process (GO): DNA-templated transcription
Molecular function (GO): DNA binding; zinc ion binding
Source: RefSeq, a predicted model, not a curated record